AUGGAAAAUGGUCGACGGUAUCAAACUAUGCGCGAAGGCGAAUACUGGGGUCCGGCGGACGACCAGCAUUUUGAGGCGCUCGAAGCAGGAUAUUUAUCACAACUAGUCAUGGACUCUGAAUCCCCAAACGCUUUAUUCCAGUCUCCCGUUGAGAAUCCUCAGAAUGUUCUUGAUAUUGGUACAGGUCGAGGGACCUGGGCAAUUGAUAUGGCAGAUAUGUUCCCUAGCGCUAUGAUCCGCGGAGUCGAUCUUUUUCCACCACCGGUUGACUGGAUGCCUCCAAAUUGCGUCUUAGAGGUAGACGAUGUUCUUCAAGAAUGGACAUGGCGCGAGUCGUUUGAUUUCAUUCACAUGAGCAUCAUGCUAGGUGCUUUUUCCACCGAUGAAUGGGAGAGAGUCUACAAGCAAUGCUACGACAACUUAACACCCGGAGGCUGGAUUGAGCAAUUCGAAGGUGCCUGCCAUAUAAUGUCGGAUGAUGGCAGUUUACCCGAAGACAGCAUUCUCGCAAGUUGGGGAGAUAAUCUCAUUGCUGCCUCAAACAAAUCAGGACGUCCGAUGGGCACCCUCGAUACCAUGCGAGAGCAGAUUGAAAAGGCCGGCUUCAUCGACGUACACGAAAAAGUGUACAAAUGGCCAAUCGGAGGCUGGGCAAAAGACCCAGUGCUGAAAGAGGCAGGGAGACUAAAUUCCACAAUGUGGAAGUCCGGUAUGGAGGGGUGGGCCAUGUAUCUGCUCACACGAUACGGUACUCCCAAGCCGUGGUCAAAACAGGAAGUUCAGGUUCUAGUGGCGAAGGCUCGAGCUGAAGUGAAAAACCCGGCCCAUCACAUUUACAUCCUCGCGCGACGUAUCUGGGCACGGAAGCCAACAAGUGAAGAGUUGGCAAAGGAAACCAAUGUCACAUCAGAGUCUACAAAAAUUGCGCAACGACCUCCCCACAGGACUCCGACGCCUGUCGCCGAGUCCUCCAUAGGCAGCAAAUCUAGGUCUCCGUCACUGGAGAGGCCAACCCAUGCGACUCCUCCUUAUCUCGAAAGUUCACCUGAGCUCGAAAAGUCAUCUGCCACAGACGGAACAUCUACCCGUGGGUCCUCGCCUCAAAAAACAUGA
Penicillium pulvis is the source of this 1113-nucleotide messenger RNA. Its product is annotated as class I SAM-dependent methyltransferase. The coding region runs from base 1 to 1113 and encodes 370 amino acids. Gene Ontology annotation, molecular function: methyltransferase activity. The record is from RefSeq and is a predicted model, not a curated record. Lineage: Eukaryota; Fungi; Ascomycota; Eurotiomycetes; Eurotiales; Aspergillaceae. The transcript has 9 exons.